AUGGUAGAUCUAUGGAUCAAGUUAUUAGUGAUAACAUUAUGUCUUCAAAUCAUCCGUUGUAAAUUUGAAAAUAAUAGUCAAGUGGAAAAUAAUACAACAGCAUUAUCCAAUAAAUCUUCAAAUGGAACAGCAAUUGCUAAUCCAAUUAAAUCACUUUCACUUCAUCUUUGUCCAUCUGAAAGAGCAGCCAAUAAAUCUGGUAUUAAUUCAACUGGACUUGAAAACAAAAGUGAAAUAAUCCAUCAUAUUCCUAUUGCACAAUUAAUUCCACCAAGUCAUGAAUUAAAGUCUAUAUCUAUUAAUUUCGAUGCAAAAUGCUUACCUAAAUUAAAUCCAUUGCUUAUUGGAAAUGUUAAAAUAGAGAAAACAAGUAACGUCAAAAUUAUUGAUACACAAACAGAAUAUCAACCAACAGAAGAAAAAAUUAAAACAACAACACCAUGGAACAUGAAGGAGAAAAUAGAAUAUACUGAAAAGAAUGAACCUGGAGCGACACCAGACACAGCAUCGCCUUCCAGUACAACACCGGACGACGACGAUCUCUACAUCUACUACAUUGACAAGUCUGGUAAGAGGAGAAGACGACCUCGACCUCGUGCAACACCAUCAGACACACCAACCAGCUCCACACCAGUCACCGGUUCAGUGAAACAACCUGGAGCGACACCAGACACAGCAUCGCCUUCCAGUACAACACCGGACGACGACGAUCUCUACAUCUACUACAUUGACAAGUCUGGUAAGAGGAGAAGACGACCUCGACCUCGUGCAACACCAUCAGACACACCAACCAGCUCCACACCAGUCACCGGUUCAGUGAAACAACCUGGAGCGACACCAGACACAGCAUCGCCUUCCAGUACAACACCGGACGACGACGAUCUCUACAUCUACUACAUUGACAAGUCUGGUAAGAGGAGAAGACGACCUCGACCUCGUGCAACACCAUCAGACACACCAACCAGCUCCACACCAGUCACCGGUUCAGUGAAACAACCUGGAGCGACACCAGACACAGCAUCGCCUUCCAGUACAACACCGGACGACGACGAUCUCUACAUCUACUACAUUGACAAGUUUGGUAAGAGGAGAAGACGACCUCGACCUCGUGCAACACCAUCAGACACACCAACCAGCUCCACACCAGUCACCGGUUCAGUGAAACAACCUGGAGCGACACCAGACACAGCAUCGCCUUCCAGUACAACACCGGACGACGACGAUCUCUACAUCUACUACAUUGACAAGUCUGGUAAGAGGAGAAGACGACCUCGACCUCGUGCAACACCAUCAGACACACCAACCAGCUCCACACCAGUCACCGGUUCAGUGAAACAACCUGGAGCGACACCAGACACAGCAUCGCCUUCCAGUACAACACCGGACGACGACGAUCUCUACAUCUACUACAUUGACAAGUCUGGUAAGAGGAGAAGACGACCUCGACCUCGUGCAACACCAUCAGACACACCAACCAGCUCCACACCAGUCACCGGUUCAGUGAAACAACCUGGAGCGACACCAGACACAGCAUCGCCUUCCAGUACAACACCGGACGACGACGAUCUCUACAUCUACUACAUUGACAAGUCUGGUAAGAGGAGAAGACGACCUCGACCUCGUGCAACACCAUCAGACACACCAACCAGCUCCACACCAGUCACCGGUUCAGUGAAACAACCUGGAGCGACACCAGACACAGCAUCGCCUUCCAGUACAACACCGGACGACGACGAUCUCUACAUCUACUACAUUGACAAGUCUGGUAAGAGGAGAAGACGACCUCGACCUCGUGCAACACCAUCAGACACACCAACCAGCUCCACACCAGUCACCGGUUCAGUGAAACAACCUGGAGCGACACCAGACACAGCAUCGCCUUCCAGUACAACACCGGACGACGACGAUCUCUACAUCUACUACAUUGACAAGUCUGGUAAGAGGAGAAGACGACCUCGACCUCGUGCAACACCAUCAGACACACCAACCAGCUCCACACCAGUCACCGGUUCAGUGAAACAACCUGGAGCGACACCAGACACAGCAUCGCCUUCCAGUACAACACCGGACGACGACGAUCUCUACAUCUACUACAUUGACAAGUCUGGUAAGAGGAGAAGACGACCUCGACCUCGUGCAACACCAUCAGACACACCAACCAGCUCCACACCAGUCACCGGUUCAGUGAAACAACCUGGAGCGACACCAGACACAGCAUCGCCUUCCAGUACAACACCGGACGACGACGAUCUCUACAUCUACUACAUUGACAAGUCUGGUAAGAGGAGAAGACGACCUCGACCUCGUGCAACACCAUCAGACACACCAACCAGCUCCACACCAGUCACCGGUUCAGUGAAACAACCUGGAGCGACACCAGACACAGCAUCGCCUUCCAGUACAACACCGGACGACGACGAUCUCUACAUCUACUACAUUGACAAGUCUGGUAAGAGGAGAAGACGACCUCGACCUCGUGCAACACCAUCAGACACACCAACCAGCUCCACACCAGUCACCGGUUCAGUGAAACAACCUGGAGCGACACCAGACACAGCAUCGCCUUCCAGUACAACACCGGACGACGACGAUCUCUACAUCUACUACAUUGACAAGUCUGGUAAGAGGAGAAGACGACCUCGACCUCGUGCAACACCAUCAGACACACCAACCAGCUCCACACCAGUCACCGGUUCAGUGAAACAACCUGGAGCGACACCAGACACAGCAUCGCCUUCCAGUACAACACCGGACGACGACGAUCUCUACAUCUACUACAUUGACAAGUCUGGUAAGAGGAGAAGACGACCUCGACCUCGUGCAACACCAUCAGACACACCAACCAGCUCCACACCAGUCACCGGUUCAGUGAAACCCAUAACUACUGACGUUGAAUAUUAUGAAGAUUAUGAAGAUGUAUCUACUACAAUUGGACUAAAGAAAAUUUCGAAACGAACCAGAAAUUCAGUAAAUCAGUUCAAGCCAAUUAUGAAGAAAACUGUGAUAUACAAAGAGAAACCUUCAUCAAAUUCAUCAGAUGAAUAUUAUGAUGAAGUAGUUGAAACAACAUGGGUUGUUAAAUUGGGUGAUAAAAAUAUAACUGAUAAAGAUCUACUUGAUUAUCUGAAUAAUCAAACAAAAGAUGAUGAUUUAUUUGAACGUAAGAAUGAAGGUAACAAUUCAGGUAAAAGCCCAAUAGAAACGGAAACAUCCUGGUUUACGAUGGGUAGAAAAGCUAAUUUAACACAGAGAGAGAUUAUGAAGUUCUUUGAUGAUCAAUUGAAUUUAGACGACCUGUUAAAAACAGUUUUACCAACUGGAAUAGAAAAACCACCUCCACGUGAAGUGAUCUCAAGGAAAGUUUGGAUCUCAGAUGGUCUUGACAAAGAAAUAAAACGAUGGAAUAUUGACCAAUUUGUACAAGAUACAUUUAAGAAUAUAUUAAAAGAAAAACCAAAUAAGAAGGAUAUUAAUAAUAAUAAUAAUAAUAAUAAUAAUAAUAAUAAUACACAGAAUGAUGUAGAAUAUGAAUAUUAUUAG
This is a messenger RNA of Schistosoma rodhaini, 3540 nucleotides long. The record is from the annotation of a GenBank genome assembly. NCBI's taxonomy places the organism in Eukaryota, Metazoa, Platyhelminthes, Trematoda, Strigeidida, Schistosomatidae.